AGAAACGACACUAUAGAAGAAGAUACCGAACUGUUCAUGAAUCUCACUAGAGUGACGUUACCCACACUUCCAGAAUUCUUUGAAAAGUAUCGUAAAGGUGAAUACAGAUUCUUGGAAGAUGUUGACCUGAGGACUUUGCUCUACAAUGUUACGUUUAACUGUACUGAAAUGUUCAGCAGUUGCACUUUCAAGUCCCAUCAUGAAGAUUGCUGUAAGAUGUUUAUACCAACAUUUACCGAGUAUGGCAUCUGCUUUGUUUUCAAUUCUCAACAUCACGUCCAUAAAAUAUUGGACAUUGAGUAUCCAGAGGUAGCGAUUCAAAAGAUCCAAGAAACAGAUCCUGAUUGGGCAGUCAGAUUUGUGGUUAGAAACAUCGAAACUCCCUUUUGGAUUUAUAUUACAAGUUCCGACGAACUAGCCAGUACAGAUGUUCAACCCCACCAUAUCUGGGAUUUUAGGGUUGAGGAAGUAAUGUUUUCGGUUAAAGAAACUUACACCACCCCAGAUACAGCUCAACUCAGUAUAAAACAAAGACGGUGCGCUUUUGAUGAUGACAUAAAAUUGGUGGGCUAUACUGACUACUCUUAUACCUUAUGUACCAGGCAAUGCAGAAUGAACAACGCUUUGAGACAUUGCAAUUGCCUUCCCUAUUUCUUUCCACCUCACAACAAACAGUGUGACAUUCAUGGUUUAAUCUGCAUUGCGGAGAAAUUGGAAGAGAUUCAAAAUCUUGAUCACUGCCACUGUUAUUUGGGAUGUUCUAAUACGGUUUAUGAGGUGGAGAAACUAGAUGCUUUGGGAACUGGCCGCGACGAAAUUUGGAAGAGUACUUUGACCUGCAAAUUCGUUUCCUGGCCAAUGGUGAAAUACAAGAGAGAAGUACUUUUUGGUUGGGUGGACUUACUAGUCUCAUUUGGAGGCAUUGCAGGACUGUUUUUGGGAUUCAGCCUGUUAUCAGGGGUAGAAAUUGUUUACUACUUUACAAUAAGGGCCUUUUUCAUGUUAUUGAUGGAGAAAGAUGAGUUGAGAAGGAUAAAGAAAGAAGAAAGCAUGAAACCUGUUCCUGCAUAUGAUUUGAGCUUAACGCCUUAUUUUAUAUCGAAGCCUUUGCCUGGGUAUGGAAUUGAUCAGGUUUUGAAGAAUUACAAAAAGUCUGAAGAAAUGGGAAAACAAAUGGUGCUGGGACGAAGACGAUUGAAGCCACCUUCAGAUGUGGUGAUUCCACCUUUCGGUAUCGAUUUCAUACAUUGAACACUACGGUCUCUACAUUUUUUAUCCAAAUAUAGAGGUGGUGAAUAUUAAUUAUUGGACAUUGCCAAUCACCAUUUUGGUUUGCCGUUUGCCUGAAUCGUUCAAUCUGCAUCCUGCCAUCUCAAUCGGAUCUCUCGUAUCUAAUUUCGUAGAAUAAAUGAGUGUUUCUUUGUCUCAGGAAAACAAAAUAUAUUGAUUUCAAUUUUUAAAAGUGCAAAAUGUAUACUAAGUGAC
Molecule: messenger RNA, 1485 nt
Organism: Acanthoscelides obtectus
Lineage: Eukaryota; Metazoa; Arthropoda; Insecta; Coleoptera; Chrysomelidae
Source: the annotation of a GenBank genome assembly